Molecule: messenger RNA, 1735 nt
Organism: Sinocyclocheilus rhinocerous
Lineage: Eukaryota; Metazoa; Chordata; Actinopteri; Cypriniformes; Cyprinidae
Product: twist-related protein 2-like
Exons: 2
Coding region: 178-669 (163 amino acids)
Biological process (GO): developmental process; regulation of transcription by RNA polymerase II
Molecular function (GO): DNA-binding transcription factor activity, RNA polymerase II-specific; protein dimerization activity; RNA polymerase II transcription regulatory region sequence-specific DNA binding
Source: RefSeq, a predicted model, not a curated record
AACUUCCUGCGGGAGGAAAACUGUGCCAAGCUCUACUUCUGGAAGUGGAGGCGCAGUCUCGGGACUUCGGGAGGACAAACAAACCCCAGAAAAACGCACGGAUAUAACGGUGUAACCACGGAUUAGAAGGUGGAGAGCGCGUUUUCUCCUCGACCUUCUCAUUUCUUUAAAAAAGAAAUGGAAGAGAGUUCAAGCUCUCCCGUCUCCCCAGUGGACAGCCUGGUGACCAGCGAGGAGGAGUUGGACAGACAGCAGAAAAAGUUCGGGAGGAAGAGGAGACAAAGUAAAAAGUCGAGCGAGGACGGCAGCAGCCCGAGCUCCGUGAAUAAACGGAGCAAAAAGCCGAGCCCGAGCAGCACUCAGUCGUUCGAGGAGCUGCAGAACCAGCGCGUGCUGGCGAACGUCAGGGAGAGGCAACGGACUCAGUCGCUGAACGAUGCCUUCGCGUCUUUGCGCAAAAUCAUCCCCACGCUCCCCUCGGAUAAACUCAGCAAGAUACAGACGCUCAAGCUCGCCUCCAGGUACAUUGAUUUCCUCUGUCAGGUGCUGCAGAGCGACGAGAUGGACAGCAAGAUGUCGAGCUGCAGCUACGUCGCGCACGAGAGACUCAGUUACGCCUUCUCGGUGUGGAGGAUGGAGGGCGCGUGGUCGAUGUCUGCGUCCCACUAGCGGAGACACUCGUCUGUACAAUGCCGAAAGGACUGUUUACUUCCACUAAUUUUGAAGACACCAAAGGAUUUAUCGAUGAACCUCUAAACCUCAAUGACGUGGCCAAAGGACAUUCAGUAGACACACCUACGGACUUGAGCAUCCUCACGAAGGACACAGCGAAAGGAGCUUUUUAUAUACUUAGAGGAAACGUAGAUGACGUCUCCUGUGUCGUCAAAUACAUUUAAUCUUUUUCACAAGUUAUUCUUUAAUGUCGUCAUGGUGAUAGUACAGGAAGGCCAUCUGUUAUCUGUAUGGAAACUAUAUUGCGUGUUUGUCUCUAAACAGAAGAGUUUAUAUAUAUAUAUAUAUGAACAAAAAAGUAUUGUACAUAGGCUACCUGUGUGAGUAUUGUCAGCUUUUUUAAGGGACCAAUGCAAUUUAGAGCAAUACUUUCUUGAAGUACGCUGCAUGGAUGAAUGCAUACAUUUGAUUUUUCCUAUGCAACAUUUUUUCGAUUUCCGUCCACUGUACAUUUUGCUUAUUUAUUAAAACAUAUUUUUGAACACGUAGGCUGAACACUUUGAUUUGUCCACAUCAUCACCCGUGAUAUGCCAGUUUUCACUACAGUAAAGAACAUUCAGAUUUUCCCCUUAUUUUGCUACAAAAAGAAACUGUUAUAAAACAGUGCAGGUUCAUUAGCCGAAGAGAAAGUCCAGCCAGUUUUACCCCUAAGCUUAUAAAAAAAAGCUUGUCCGCUUUAAUAAGAAGAAAUCACUGAAUCCAGACGGCUGGAGGCAAAUGCUUUAACAACCGCAGAUAACCACCGCAUUUAAAUACUGGACCCCUAGCAGACCUUUUCAUUUCUCCUUUAAAUCUACACCAAUGCUCGCAAAGCAUUUAAUUGUUUACAUCUCAUUUUCCCAGGCUUAGCUUGAUAGAAAUCUAAAAGAAACGACUCCACUGUUGAGGCAUUCAUGUUUGAUGAAAGCUCUGUUGUUCUGUGGGCCUGUUCAAGAAUAAUUUAACUGCUUUUUGAAACAUCUGAUGGUGUUAAAUCACAACAUACAGAAAACUUUUAUUUCCA